Messenger RNA from Talaromyces proteolyticus, 4154 nucleotides. RefSeq names its product clasp N terminal-domain-containing protein. Lineage: Eukaryota; Fungi; Ascomycota; Eurotiomycetes; Eurotiales; Trichocomaceae. Gene Ontology annotation, biological process: astral microtubule depolymerization; mitotic spindle assembly. The record is from RefSeq and is a predicted model, not a curated record. Bases 135 to 3827 code for a protein of 1230 amino acids. Gene Ontology annotation, molecular function: microtubule binding. Gene Ontology annotation, cellular component: cytoplasmic microtubule; spindle microtubule; microtubule organizing center. The transcript is spliced from 5 exons.
CCUUUUCGCUUACUGACGCCACCCCUUUGCUUUCAUUGUCGCGCUCGCGUUUCCGACGCACUUUACGACCGAACUGCCCUCGAUGAUCUAUCCCGCGUGACAAUCACCGUCCGAGUUAGUUAUAAUUCAGAAAAAUGGAGUCCAGAGCGUCUGAACUGCUGGUUGCGUUGAAAAACCCCAACACGUCGGUUGACUCCAAAAUAGCCGGUCUGACUAAUCUCAAAUCCGACAUCAAACAGAAGAAUGUGCCCGAAGCAGCUGUCUUGCCUAUCUUCGAAAGCAUCCGGGUUGCGAUAUCCGCACAGCAUUCUUCCCUCUCAUCUGCCGGCUUCUCCACCUUGGGGCAUCUCCUGAAACGAUUGUAUAUCCAGGAGUUCCACAGCCUAGUCGCAUUUCACGCGCGUCAAAUAUAUUCCAUAUGUCUCGAACGUCUUGGGGAUCACAAAGAGCGCCUUCGCAGUCAAGCUGCUCAAGCCUUCACCGAUCUCUGGCUUGCGGCCCCGCAGGAGGUUGAGCAAAAUGUUCUUGGAGUUGCCUUGGUAGGUAAGAACCCACGAGCUAAGGAGAUGAGCAUGAUCUGGUUAGCUACUAUGACCAGAGAACACAAUAUUCUGUUCCGUACCCAUGUACCUUCGCUUGUCACCGCUUUAGAAGAUGCCGAUAGCGGGGUGCGAGAAUGCGCAAAAAAUACCGUCAUCGAAAUAUUCCAAACUGCACCCUCCCGAGCCAAGUCAGACCUCAAAAAACAGCUUUCCGAGAACGGAGUCCGUAAAUCGAUUGUUUCUGCGAUACUUUCUGGCUUAGGUGUCUCUGAUCAUGAUGCCGCACCAAAUGGUCGUUCAGAAUCACGCCGUCCGGGAAGUAGCUUGGCCGUCUCUCGUCAUCGUGAUGACCCUCCUCGACCGAACUCGGUCCUCUCUGCACGCCCUCAAAGCCGCGUUGGAAUUGCUCGAGAAGACUCGGACAUCAGCCUUCACCCGCAUCCCAAAGUGGACAAGCAUAUAUCUGCCCUGUCUCACAGCGCGAGCAUAGAUUCCCUGGCCGCUUCUGCUUCUGCCGCGAUAGAGAACGAGGAUGUCGAGCCUCUUUAUGUGGAUUCAAAUCGCGAAAUUGAUGAUAUGGUUCGAGAUAUGUCGUACCAUUUCGAGGGCAGGGAAUCAGAGCAAAACUGGAUACAUCGGGAGAAGUCGAUCGAAACCCUUCGCAGGCUAGUCCGGGGAAAUGCUCCUCAAUCCUUUUCACAGCACUUUCUUGCAGGCAUCAAAUCCCUUCUUGAUGGAAUCCUAAAGGUUGUCAACUCAUUGCGUACUACCCUAUCCACGGGCGGCUGCCUUCUUAUCCAGGAAAUCGCCAAAACCUGCGGUCCAGCGAUUGAUCAUAUGGUGGAAAUGUUACUACAAAAUAUGAUCAAGGUUUGUGCAGGAAUGAAAAAAAUCAGUGCACAAAACGGCAAUACCACUGUUGAUGUAAUCAUACAAAACGUCACUUACGUUCCUCGUAUCCUUCAGCAUCUUUGUUUUGCUUGCCAAGAUAAAAACGUCCAGCCGCGCUUGUAUGCGACUGGUUGGCUGAAAUCCCUUCUUAUCAAACAAGCCCGGCAUAAGAGUUCUAUUGAACACGGUGGGGGUUUGGAUCUGGUUGAGAAAUGCAUCAAGAAAUGUCUCUCAGAUCCCAACCCUGGGGUUAGAGAAAGCAUGCGGGGGACAUAUUGGACAUUUUAUAAGAUAUGGCCGGAUAGGGCUGAUGAAAUAAUGUCUACACUGGAUACCAAGUCUAAAUCCCUGCUGGAGAAAGAUCCAUCCAACCCGAAUGCUACUGUUUCUUCAGACAGUCGUCCUCGAGCCGGGCUAUCUAGCAGCGUCUCUGCCUCGAGUCAACGCCAAGCUCUUAAAGAAACCAUCGCAGCCCAGAAGAGAGCCGCGGCGGCGAAGAACAUCCCACCGCGUCCCGAGUCUGCGCAGUCUGCGUUUGCCGAUAGCAAACCAACCCGCCCUCCAUCUCGAACUCCAGCAUCCAAGACUACAACUAGCAGCAGCACUGUGCGAGUUCCCACAGGAAGCCAUCUUUCGUCGUUGUCAUCAGCACCCAUGCGACCGGGCGUGAAACCGCGACGCCCGGAAAUCACACGGCCUGCUACCGCCGAUCCUUAUGCUGAUAGGAGACCUCCAAGCGCGGCUUCGCAUCUGAAGACUUUCAGCCCAGAUGUCAGCCCAGCCAAGCCUAGAACCAAGUCGGUUACGACACCGAGUACAAAAUCACCUGCACGACCAAAAUCAAGAACAGGGCUCCCUCCAGUUAGUAGUACUAGACGACUGGACAUUUCAAGUCUGAAAUCCAGCGACUCGCGUCCCGGACCAAAGAGCGACCCGGAGGAUGUCGUACAAUUAGCAAGAGAUAACGAGAUCGCUGAGCCUGGCUUACAUGAAGAUAGCCAGGCGGCUGAGCAAAUAAUAAUGAAUCAAAACUAUGCGCCAGAAUCGACACAUGUUGCGGCUAUGAACGAUGAGAUUGGGGCAGUAGAGGACCGGCACAUCAUUGAAAACGAUGCGCCUGUUAUCGAAACGCAAACCGCUUCUUACACACAAAUGGCGCACUCGCGAACUAAUAGCACUGAGUCAAGGGUUACAGCUUCGGCUAUCGGUUCGCCUCAUGCGCGUCAUUCCCGGCAUGGAAGCGAAGACAAGGCGAGCAAGAUACCAAGUCCGGUCGCUCCUCGGAUUGUGUACCACAAUGAUACAAGACACGAAUCAAGGCAUGAGCCAAGACAUGAGCCCAGACUUGGAGGUCUUACAGUCUACGAAGACCCUGAAGCUCAGCAGUCCCUUGACAAGACACUCCCUGGCAACGAAGAUACUGCCUUGGUUGACCAUCGGAAACCUGUUCUGGAAGAAAUUCCGGUGAACGAACCUAACACACCGGCACCGCGCGAUAAUAAGCAAAUAACUAUCCCUUCAAGCACUCGUGCUGAAACUACCUUGCCUUCUGAUGGCUCAGAGAACACUCGUCGAACAUGGGGCAAAAUUGAAGUCGUAGAAAGACGUCGAAGCAUCAGCCCUAGAUCAAAAGAUCUUACAAAGGCCAAAGAAAUGAUCGACAAGGGCAUCAUACGCGUCAAAGCGAAAGCUCUAGAUGUUCACGGAUACCGAAAAUUGCAAGGGCUCAUCAAAUACCACGGCUCGAUAUUCAGCGACGAGUCAAAGUACGAUGAAAUGCUCCUAGCGCUGCUCGACGCACUAGAAGCACCAAGCGACGAUAAACGGUCGCCGGCCAGCCGCUCCAUGGAUCUGAAGACGCAAAUCCUCGUGACUAUCCGCCUGAUGUUCGCAUACAACGAGACCUACUUCACAGCUUACUACCCGCGCAUCAUGACCUCCCUCCUCAACACCCGCAAACAGUACGACCUCACCAACCACAUCGUCAGCGGUCUCGAAGAGACCGCAGAAGACAUAGUCGCCUCCUGCCAGCCCGAGGGCGUCAUGUCCGCCGUGCUCGACCUGGUCGAGGCCGAGAAACACGACGACGAGGGCUACCGCGCGAUUACAAUGGGCAUCUACGUUCUCACAGGCCUACUGCAUCGUCUCAACAAGCACCAAAAGAAACUCAACGAGCCCGAGAUCACUCGACUCGGCAAAUUCGGAAACACGAGUCUUUCCCAGCCCCAGCCUGAUGUUAGACGCGCCGUCACAGAGUAUUGCGUCGAGUUGCACGAGAUGAUGCACGACGAAGAGGCGUUUUGGCGUAUGAUCAAUUCUGCUGGCAACGAUCAUCGGAAUCUUUUGACAUACUUUAUUGCAAAGAAAGCAUCUGCAUCGCAUCGCAGCGACUGAUCUUGUAGGUCUGUACAUACAUGCAUUACAUUACAUUCUUCCGGCUUGCUUUUUUUUAAAUUCUGUUUUGCUCUUUGAUCCAACCCCUGUCUUAGCUGGAGUUGUCUAAGAUGUGGAAUGUACAGGAGUUGGCUUUACUACUUGUUUUUUUGAUACGGUUCACAGAAUUGACAGGAUUGGAGUUGGUUUGAUCUAAUUAAUUUUAUCGCUACACUUCCAAGUCAAACAAUCGCCCAGUGCAGUGUGCAGUCAAUUGAUGUAAUUGCCUGGUGGCUAAAUAACGCGAAUAACGCGGGGAACGCGGCACAUGCAUGCAAUUUGACACAU